AUGAGGGUAGGGAUAUAUGGGCUUGGUUAUGAUGAGUUCAUUCUUGAUUACAAGGUGGUAGGAUUCUUUCGUGGCACAAGUCGUUUGGUUCCCCAAGUGAAGGUCUAUACAUCAAGGACUGAUACUUGGAGAAGGAUUCAGGACUUCUCCUGGGAGAAACCUCUGGAAUCUACUAAUAAGACAUUCCUCCGCUUUCAUUCGGAAAGGCGGAAGUUAAGACGAAAAAGAAGAAUCGACCGUUCAACGAAGGAGACAUACAAGGAGGUGGCACAACCUAAGUUCGGAGAUGGUGUUUGCAGUGAUGCUAACCAUCGUCUUUAUGGAGAUGAUCCCGGGUUUUAUCAGUACUCAGUACCAUUGUGCGUCUCUAUGAAUGGUGAAAUUUUGUUGGAAAUCAGAUUAUCUUUAGAGUUAAAUGAUUCAAAAGAGAGUACAUUUAGGUAUCCUUCCAUUCCUAAUUUACAUUCUUUUCUCGAAGUGGAUACUUAUGUUGAGAGCCUUGUUUCACCUAGUGCCGACAAUGAGCUUCAGGAGUCCCAUUAA
Cornus florida is the source of this 543-nucleotide messenger RNA. RefSeq lists its product as uncharacterized. The transcript has 3 exons. Bases 1 to 543 code for a protein of 180 amino acids. Lineage: Eukaryota; Viridiplantae; Streptophyta; Magnoliopsida; Cornales; Cornaceae. The record is from RefSeq and is a predicted model, not a curated record.